GCCUCAGUUACUAUACAACUGCAAGGGUUGCCAGUGCCACUUCAGGUAAACAACUUUACUAUUGCGGGAUCACUCAGUUCUACACUGACAACGUCUACACAGUUCACCACUAGACUUGGUAUGGAGGCUGUAAGCUUCGGUUUGGCUGAUGCGUGUCAAGGCAACGAUGCCAGAUUGAACGUGGCCGCAGUUUCAGUUGAUGAUGAAGUGUCUUCAUUCAUGAUGCCGAGAAUAGUGAAUGUAAUGUCAUUGGCAACUGGCGAAUCCCUAUUGCUGAAUCUAGAAGAAGCGAAUGAUUCUUGUGCACUGGUUCCACAGCCACGUGAUUUCAGCGUGAAAGGGAGGAAGCAUACAUCACAACAGCUUAAUCCUACGACCAGUAAGAAACCAAGUUUGCCCAUUAUAAAGAGCAACUCGCAGUCAUCUGGGCAGUUUACUGCACCUGAUGAGAGUGAGGCCAUGUCAUUUCUUGUUUCAUCAGAGGCCCCAGAAUCCGAAUGUGCCCAGCAACAAACCCAACAGACUGCAGAUUCUCAUUCAAUGAAUGCUGACAAUAACGCUGAGUUACCCAAAGCGCUGGAUCUGUCUGGUUUGCCUGAUGGAGCCGCAGUGUCUUGUGCAAGGCAUUCUUGGAAUCAAGAUUUGGUCCCAGGAGAGUCGAAAUCUGUGACUGAGAUAAUACUUGGAGAUAAAUUGGAACUGCAGGUUAUGAGUGGCCGAUUGCAGGCAUGCAGUAUGGACAAAGCUGGUGGGCAGAGUGACAGAGAUGCAGAACUAUCAGCAUCUCAGCUCCUCAAACCAUUGUUGAAAGCAAAUGGCUCAGCAACUGGUGACAUGGUGGACACUGAGGGAUAUGAGCCAUUCACAUCACUUUUAAACGAGCUUGCAUUUUUAAAUCAGCAUUUCUCCGAUGAAGAAAGUCCAGAUACAUCAAUGUCAGACCACCACACAUUGGGCUUUAUUGGCAGAGGAAGCCAAGGGGACAGCAUGGAUGAAUUGUUGAUCCAUGGACCAGUAAGACUGAUGGACAUCGAUGCUGUUGACAGUACGACAGUACUGAAGCAAGUGGAAGGGAGGGAGUGCGGUGGCUCCACCAGUCCCCUGGUGUUGCAGCUGGAAAGAGAAGACUUGAAUGUUGAACAAUUGCUUGCCGAUGAGAUGCCUGUGGAUUCUCAGAGUGAGUUAGAUAAUUGCACACUUGACUUUGAGGGCAACUCUAUGAGUGGUUCAAACAGUUCAGUAAACGUUUCUCCUCCGCCACUCAUCCAUAUGAAGACAACUUCCUCUUCAACAAAUACAGAGAUCCCAAGUUCUUUGGAUCUGCACUGGAGACCCAUGCCUAAGCUGGCACCACUUGGUUUAGUUAAGGGGUCUGGGAAAGGUGAAUCAUCAGACCAGACUGAGUCAGAAUCUGAGAUUUCUCCAGAGAGUAGCAAGCCUAUGCCUGCUUUGGCUCGAAUCUCCUCCCCACAACAAACCAGCAUGGAGGGUCCAGAAGUUGCUUUGGAAGAACACAAUAACUUCAAAAUGACUUCAUAGUUGCUUCUUGCCUGCUCAUAGUAAUUUUACGGAAAGCAAACGUAUGUUCGAUCUCUCCAAUGGGGAGUUUAAAUAUGAAAUUGAGGUUUGGAGAUAUGUGGUUCAUUCGCUCGUGUGUCAGACGAUGUAGAUCUGUGGUGAUCAUGUAUUGAAUGUUAUUAAAUUACUAAGUGCAGGUUUGGAUAAU
Molecule: messenger RNA, 1726 nt
Organism: Amblyraja radiata (thorny skate)
Lineage: Eukaryota; Metazoa; Chordata; Chondrichthyes; Rajiformes; Rajidae
Product: MAX gene-associated protein-like
Exons: 2
Coding region: 121-1539 (472 amino acids)
Source: RefSeq, a predicted model, not a curated record